UAAAUAAGAUGUACCUCAGCCGUGUGUGACGAUACAGCCACUUAGCUGGCUAAUUAGCUAGCUUUUAUACUCUCGGACCUUAUUGUCCACGUAAACCAUUGGUUUUUAAUGGUUUAAUUUAUCAUAAACUAUAGAAUAUAUGUAGUUAGUUAGUCAUUUCAAUGGCUUUCAAUGGCCACCAGCACGAUGAUGAUAUUAUCGACGAAGACGAAACGCCCACGAAGCAGCCGCGGUCCAACAAGGAGAUGCCCGGUUAUUUCAGAAAUGAGCCCAGCAAUGAGGCAGCUGCGCCCGCCGGAAGAGCCGCAUCCGACCGGCGGACCUCCAACUCGACGACGAGGCAUCGGAUCGACUCGGUGAAGAAAACAAGGCCGCCAUUUCCCUGGUUUGGCAUGGACAUUGGAGGCACUCUGGUGAAGCUGGUGUAUUUCGAGCCCAAAGACAUCACAGCAGAGGAGGAGCAGGAAGAGGUGGAGAACCUGAAGAGCAUCCGGCGCUACCUAACCUCCAACACCGCCUAUGGUAAAACAGGCAUCAGGGAUGUGCACCUGGAGCUGCAGGACCUUACACUGUGCGGCAGGACGGGCAACCUGCACUUCAUCCGCUUCCCCACGCACGACCUGCCGGCCUUCCUGCAGAUGGGCCGCAACAAGCACUUCUCUAGCCUCCACACCACCCUGUGCGCCACCGGAGGGGGGGCAUACAAGUUUGAGUCUGAUUUCCGCACGAUGGCGGACCUGCAGCUUCACAAGCUGGAUGAGCUGGACUGUUUAAUUCGGGGAGUGUUGUACAUCGACUCGGUGGUGUCCAGCGGCCCCUCCGAGUGCUACUACUUCGAAAACCCUACAGACCCAGAUCGCUGCAUCCAGAGGCCCUACACACUGGAGAACCCAUAUCCUCUGCUGCUGGUCAACAUAGGGUCCGGGGUCAGCAUCCUGGCCGUCUACUCUGAGAACAACUACAAACGAGUUACUGGGACCAGCCUCGGUGGUGGGACCUUCCUGGGCCUGUGUUGCCUGCUGACUGGCUGCUCCACUUUCGAGGAAGCCCUAGAAAUGGCUUCUCAGGGGGAGAGCACCCGUGUGGACAAGCUGGUUCGGGACAUUUAUGGAGGAGACUAUGAGAGGUUUGGGCUGCCAGGCUGGGCUGUAGCCUCAAGUUUUGGCAACAUGAUGUCCAAAGAGAAGAGGGAGUCGGUGUCCAAAGAGGACCUGGCCAGAGCAACCCUGGUCACCAUCACCAAUAACAUCGGCUCCAUCACCAGGAUGUGUGCGCUCAAUGAGAACAUUGAGAGGGUGGUGUUUGUGGGGAACUUCCUAAGAGUGAACACCCUCUCUAUGAAGCUGUUGGCCUACGCCAUGGACUACUGGUCCAAAGGUCAGCUCAAAGCACUCUUCCUCCGGCAUGAGGGUUACUUCGGAGCAGUCGGAGCCCUGUUAGAGCUUCUGCAUCCGUCCUAAUGUGUCUGAACUACAUCCAAAGAAGUACUUGUCAAACUGCUGCAGAGACCAUUAGCACUUUAGACUGUUCAGAGUCAGUUCCACGGUGGGAUGUCACGUCAGCCACCAGCCAGUUACCGGUAAACUUUGGUUGUGGCAGACAGACUGUCAACAUUUGGAGGUCCUGUUGUGUUCUCAGAAAUCAAGCUGGUUUGUAAACUGGUGAAAGUGACUUCUAAACUUUGACACACAUCUGCUGUCGUGGUCAGCGGGUGGAAAUCAUUUUCCUUGCUCCGGCUGAGAUUGUAUGCAACAAAGUUUGACAAAGUAACGAGCCGGGUUUGGUCUGAAACAUCUCAAGGAAAUUCACCGCGGUUGCCUGAAAUAAUAUUGUCAUCACAUGGACUGCAAUUACCCCUCCGAGGGUAUCAGGUCCUAGGCCAAAUAUUCGCAAGUACUUUCUAGGGUUUAUUUGACCCUACUUAGGUACCAGAUGGAUGGGACUUUGACUACUGUAAUGGGGUUAUAUUGGAUAAGUAUGUAUAAGACCUCACAGUAGAAAAGCAUGGACUUCAGGGGGUGAGAAAAUACAAACAAAUAAUAGACUUAGUAAUAAAUAUUUUCAUUAUUAAUCUUAUAAUAAAUUGUUGAUAUAUUGUUUGGCCGAUAAAAUGGUCAAAAAUAGCCAAAGAAAAAUUCCCAACAAGAUUCCAGAGCCAAAGAUGACGUCUUUGUAAAAUGUUGUUUAGUCUUAACAACAGAUUUAAACCCAAAAAUAUUAAGUUUAGUGUCAGUUAAGACAAAUAUACACAGGAAAUGUUCAUAUUUUAGAAGCCGUAACCAGGACAUUUUGGCAUUUUUCCUUCAAAAACAAACAAUCGUCUGUUGCUGAUUCAUUUUCUGUCAACUUUUUGUUUCAUCAUAUCGACAUGAAUGAAAUCUUGAGAAUUGGCAUUGUACCGUUCUAAAAUUCAAAUUACUGUUAUAUAUUUUAUUAUACUGUAAUGUGAUCAUUGUCCCAAUAUUGCUCCCAUCCACCUGGUACUCUCAGUAACCUAAAACACUGCAAAUCAUUUACGAACACUUUGAAAUGAGGGUGUGAAUUAUACUUUAUUAUAUAAGAAAGAGCAAGUUUUCCUCGCUGGAUUUUGAUUCAUAUUUAAACUCACGUGUCAGUUUCUCUUAACUGACUCUAUGAUAAAAUAUGCACAAGAGAUCAUUUCAUCAGGCUUAUUCUUUAAUAAGAGACAUUAACUGUUACUGUUAUAGACUUUAUUACCAUUUUCAGACGGUUUCUGCCUCUGCGAACGUUUAUGAACUCAGUUGUUUGUUUUUUUUGCAACAGUGCUGGAAUCAGGAAAGUGUGGACAAUCAAUGUGUGAGACUGUACUGAUAACCCAA
Messenger RNA from Seriola dumerili (greater amberjack), 2840 nucleotides. RefSeq names its product pantothenate kinase 3-like (gene pank2). Gene Ontology annotation, molecular function: pantothenate kinase activity; ATP binding. The coding region runs from base 162 to 1460 and encodes 432 amino acids. NCBI's taxonomy places the organism in Eukaryota, Metazoa, Chordata, Actinopteri, Carangiformes, Carangidae. The transcript is spliced from 7 exons. Gene Ontology annotation, cellular component: nucleus; cytosol. The record is from RefSeq and is a predicted model, not a curated record. Gene Ontology annotation, biological process: coenzyme A biosynthetic process.